Messenger RNA from Lucilia cuprina (Australian sheep blowfly), 676 nucleotides. RefSeq names its product putative oligosaccharyltransferase complex subunit CG9662. The coding region runs from base 89 to 535 and encodes 148 amino acids. The transcript has 2 exons. The record is from RefSeq and is a predicted model, not a curated record. Lineage: Eukaryota; Metazoa; Arthropoda; Insecta; Diptera; Calliphoridae. Gene Ontology annotation, cellular component: oligosaccharyltransferase complex.
CGGCGCAGGGCUCUGUGUGUGCAUGAACCAAUUUUCAGUGCGUUUUUGUGAACGUAAACAAUUUAAAUUUCGCAGGAUAUAAAUAAAAAUGUUACAAAGUAUUUACGAGCUACCAUUUAAUAUUUUGGUGCCUCCAAAUAUUAAACUUCGUAUACAUAUUCCAAAACCAUCUCCCUUCUUCAUUUUCUGUUGUAUCUUAGUAUCAUACUUUUUGGUGACUGGAGGAAUCAUAUAUGAUGUUAUUGUGGAACCACCAAGCGUUGGCGCCACUGUAGACGAAAAUGGACAUUCAAGACCUGUAGCCUUUAUGCCUUAUCGUGUCAAUGGGCAGUACAUUAUGGAAGGAUUGGCGAGCAGUUUUCUUUUUACAAUAGGAGGACUUGGAUUUAUUAUAAUGGAUCAGACACAUGCUCCGGGAAAAACGAAUCUUAAUCGUUUAUUGCUCACUUCUAUGGGAUUCAUAUUUAUUUUAGUAUCAUUCUUUACAACAUGGCUUUUUAUGCGAAUGAAAUUGCCCAGUUAUUUACAGCCAUAAAUUUAUCGGAAUCUCAAAUGUAGCAGACAAGAUUAAACAAUUUGCUCAUUUUUUAAAGUAUUACUAACACAAAUGCAAUAUGUGCAGUUCACGAUAUAAAGAUGUAUUAGACUCAAUAAAAUUUUGCUAUUUUGAAAAAUA